GGCAUCAUGAGUUACUUCCUGUCUUACUGCAAAGCCCACGGCAGCUCUCUUCUCACUGGCUACCAGGCCCUACGCGCUGAGGGGUUCUUGUGCGAUGUGACACUGGAGGCCGAGGGCAGUGAGUUCCCAGCGCACAGGUCACUUCUGGCGUGCUCCAGCGACUACUUCAGGGCCCUGUUCAAGAGUCACACUCAGGAAUCGCGGGCUCGCGUAAUUCACCUGCGUGUACCUUCAGCGGCCGGCCUACAGCGCCUGCUGGACUUCAUCUACACUGCCUGGCUGCCCCUCUCCAUGGACACUGUGGAAGACACUCUGGAGGCUGCCAGCUACCUGCAAGUCACCGAGGCCUUGGGACUGUGUGCCCACUACUUGGAACGCCAGCUUGCCCCAGAGAAUUGCUGCUUCACUGCCAAUGUGGCAGCUCGCUUUGGCCUGGCCCGCACCCUAGGUGCAGCGGAGCGCUGUAUUGUGCGCCACCUGGGGGGGCUGUUACUGAUGGGCACUGGGCCCUCGGGGCUGCUGGAACUCAAUCCUAUAUCAAUGAAAGCUGUGCUGGGUGCCCCUGACGUGGCACGGGUGCCUGAGACACGGCUGCUGGGCCUGGCAUUAGCCUGGCUGCAGCAGGAACCCAAGGCCCAGCGCCUGGCACAUAGUUCAACACUGCUUGGAUGCAUCCGCUUUGGCCUGGUGCCUGCUGGUGUGCUGCGGCGCAUGUACUCGGGCUCCGGUCUUAUAUUACCUACUAGGAUCAAGAGCCUCAUCAUCCAGGCCCUCAACUACCACACAGCACCCUCCAGCCAGCCGCUUCUGCAGGGAGAACAGACUAGUGUCCGGAGUCCCCAGACCCGUAUCUUGCUAGUUGGUGGUCUCAGAGCUAGGGAGAUGGUAACCGAGGAGAUCAUGGUCCUACCAGAGGUAGUUCAGAAUCGGCACCCUGCACCUCAACCAGAGGAAGAGGAGGGAGAGGAGGAGGAAGAGAUGGAGGAGGAGAAGGAGUGGGAGCUCACCCAGGAGGUGGUGUCCUUCGAUGUGUAUAACCACAGCUGGCACAGCUUGACACAGCUGCCCACACCACUGCUAGGCCACAGUGUAUGUACCACUGGCAACUUCCUAUUUGUCCUUGGAGGGGAGAGCCUUCCUGGCAGCCCAUCUAGUUCUCUGGCUGCCAGCUCAAGGUCAGUCACAGCCUUAGUGCACCGUUACGACCCGCGCUUCCACACUUGGACACAGGUGCCUGCCAUGCGAGAAGCAAGGGCCUACUUCUGGUGUGGUGUGGUAGGUGAGAGUCUCCUGGCUGUCGGAGGCCUGGGCACCUGUGGUGAGGCACUGGCCUCAGUGGAGAUGUAUGACCUUCGCAGGGACCGCUGGAUGGCAGCUGGAGAGCUACCUCGGGCAGUACAUGGUCACGCAGGUGCUGUUGGGGACCAUGGUGUUGUGUACAUCUCCGGGGGCAAGACUGGGAGAGGUGAAGGAGGCACGAGUAGCCUCCGGGAUAUGUACUCCCUUAGCCCCGGAGAGAGAGUGUGGAGCAAGAGGGCACCCAUGGGCACAGCUCGCUAUGGGCACUACCUUGCGGUGCUGCGAGGUGCAGUGUUUGCCUUUUUGGGGAGAUAUGAGCCCUUCUCUGAGAUUGAACGCUAUGACCCCUGCACAGACCAGUGGACUCGGUUGCGGUCGCUACCCUAUGACCGCUUCUGCUAUGGACUUGCUGUGGUAGAAGAGACAGUGCUGCUGCUGGGUGGUCUCAAGUGGCGGGACUCACGCCAGGUGCCAACCCAGAACGUAGUGGGCUAUGACCUCGACCUGGACCGCUGGGAAGAUAUAGGCUGUGUGCUGCCUUGGGCGUGGAGUGGCCUUCAGUGUGCAGUGCUGCAGCUACCGGAGGGUAGGGAGGGGACAAGGGAGGGAGAGACUGGAGAGGUGCCAGAUUUAGUGCUGGAUUGA
Messenger RNA from Mus pahari (shrew mouse), 1944 nucleotides. RefSeq names its product kelch like family member 34 (gene Klhl34). Gene Ontology annotation, molecular function: protein binding. Bases 7 to 1944 code for a protein of 645 amino acids. The transcript has a single exon. Lineage: Eukaryota; Metazoa; Chordata; Mammalia; Rodentia; Muridae. The record is from RefSeq and is a predicted model, not a curated record.